Molecule: messenger RNA, 7539 nt
Organism: Oncorhynchus tshawytscha (Chinook salmon)
Lineage: Eukaryota; Metazoa; Chordata; Actinopteri; Salmoniformes; Salmonidae
Product: sodium channel protein type 2 subunit alpha
Exons: 27
Coding region: 333-6437 (2034 amino acids)
Biological process (GO): membrane depolarization during action potential; neuronal action potential; sodium ion transmembrane transport
Cellular component (GO): axon; plasma membrane; voltage-gated sodium channel complex
Molecular function (GO): voltage-gated sodium channel activity; protein binding
Source: RefSeq, a predicted model, not a curated record
GGUGACGCGCGCUUGGGAACAGAUUUUGUCACUCACGUCACUGUUUUCGGGAAUUGUGGUGAUUGAGAGAGAUGGCCACUGUUGUUUCUUAAUGUUCCUCGCUCUUUCUAACUAUGAUCUGAGUGACUCGGUUUUUGGAGACUUAUGUGCGUGUCAGAUGGUGGUGGCAGGGCGGAGAUGUUACAAAUGAGAAGCGGUAAAUUCGAGGAAAUACACGGAUACGUCAAUAUGGCGACAGCUGCCGCCUCCCCUGCUCGUUUUGAAUCCACGACAAUUAAGCCCCCUGCCCUGGCGGAGCCCCAAGCGUUCCUGUGAAGGAGCACCAUGACAAGAUGGCACAGCUGCUUGUACCGCCCGGACCUGACAGCUUCUGCCACUUCUGUCCCGACUCGCUUGCCGCCAUCGAAAGGCGCGUCGCCGAGGAGGAGACCGGGAGACCCCGCGUUGACCGCUGUAGCGACAGCGAUGACAACGGGCCCAAGCCCAACAGCGACCUGGAGGCAGGGAAGUCCCUCCCCUUCAUCUACGGUGACGUCCCCCAAGGCUUUGUCUCCACCCCUCUGGAGGACCUGGACCCCUUCUACUCCAAUCAGAAGACAUUUAUAGUGUUGAAUCGCGGCAAGGCAAUAUUCCGUUUCAACGCCACUCCUGCCUGUUACAUCCUAAGCCCCUUCAAUCCUCUACGGAGAAUAGCAAUUGCAGUUUUAGUACACUCGUUGUUCAGCAUGUUGAUCAUGUUCACCAUUCUGACCAACUGUGCUUUUAUGACUCUGAGCAACCCCCCGGACUGGGCCAAGAAUGUUGAGUACACGUUCACAGGGAUUUACACAUUCGAGUCUCUCAUUAAAAUCUUGGCGAGGGGGUUCUGUGUGGGGAAGUUCACCUUCCUCAGGGAUCCAUGGAACUGGUUGGACUUCAUGGUAAUCUCCAUGGCAUAUGUGACAGAGUUUGUGGACCUGGGUAAUGUCUCGGCCCUCAGAACCUUCAGGGUUCUCCGAGCCCUCAAAACUAUAUCAGUCAUCCCAGGACUAAAGACCAUCGUGGGCGCUCUGAUCCAGUCGGUCAAGAAGCUCUCCGACGUCAUGAUCCUCACCGUUUUCUGUCUCAGCGUCUUCGCCCUGAUUGGCCUGCAGCUCUUCAUGGGAAACCUGAGGCAGAAGUGUAUCCGCAACCUCGCCAAUGACACGACCCCCGACGACCGCCUGAACAGAACUCUGGGAACUCCAAACAUAAAUGGAACUGAUUUCAAUGGCACUGAUUUCAACGUCACUCGCUCCGUAAACUGGACUGAGUACAUCAACGAUGAGAGUAAUUACUAUUACCUCCUCAACCGCAGGGACGCCCUCCUCUGUGGGAAUGGCAGUGGAGCCGGGUUGUGCCCAGAGGGAUUCACGUGCAUUAAGGCGGGCAGGAACCCAGACUACGACUACACAAGCUUCGACUCGUUUGGCUGGGCCUUCCUGUCCCUGUUCAGACUCAUGACCCAGGACUUCUGGGAAAACCUCUACCAACAGACCCUGCGAGCGGCGGGGAAGCCCUACAUGAUGUUCUUUGUGUUGGUGAUCUUCCUGGGUUCCUUCUACCUGGUCAACCUGAUCCUGGCUGUGGUGGCCAUGGCCUACGAUGAGCAGAACCAGGCCACCAUAGAGGAGGCAGCCCAGAAGGAGGAGGAGUUCCAGGCCAUGCUGGAGCAGCUCAAGAGACAACAGGAGGAGGCAUUGGUUGCCGCGGCAGCAACCACAGAGAGCCACGAAGAGUACAGCGGGAGAGGGGGGCCCUCCUCAGAAGCCUCCUCAGGGACCUCCAAACUCAGCUCCAAAAGCGCCAAGGAGAGAAUGAACCGUCAGAAGAAGAGAAAAGAGAGGGGCGAGCACGAGAAGUUCCACAAGUCCGAGUCGGAGGACAGUAUCAAGAGGUUAAGCUUCCGGUUUUCGAUAGAUGCCAACCGGCUGUCCUACGAGAAGAGAUGCUCCUCACCCAACCAGUCUCUCCUCAGUAUCCGCGGCUCCCUCUUCUCCCCGAGGAGGAACAGCCGGGCUAGCCUGUUUAGCUUCCGAGGCCGCGCCCGCGAUGUGGUCUCCGAUAACGACUUCGCCGACGACGAGCAGAGCACGUUCGAGGACACCGACAGCCGCCGCGGCUCCCUGUUCGUGCCUUGCCGUGUUGAGCGCCGCUCCAGCACGGUCAGUCAGACUAGCCUGGCCCCUCAGCGCGUCCUGCUGCCCGCCAACGGCAAGAUGCACUGCACCGUGGACUGUAACGGCGUCGUCUCGCUAGUGGGAGGGACCUCGGUGCCCACCUCGCCUGUAGGACUGCUCCUGCCUGAGGGGACGACCACUGACUCUGAGAUGAGGCUGAAGAAGAGGAGGUCUCGCCAGGCUUCCAUGGCCUACCUAGAUGAGCCAGCCAGAGCCAGAGCUAUGAGUGUGGCCAGUAUUCUCACCAACACCAUGGAGGAGCUUGAAGAGUCCAGGCAGAAGUGUCCACCAUGCUGGUAUAAGUUUGCCAACACCUAUCUGAUCUGGGACUGCUGUCCUAUGUGGUUGAGUUUCAAGCGGAUCGUCAACACGGUGGUGAUGGACCCCUUCGUGGACCUGGCCAUCACCGUCUGCAUCGUCCUCAACACCCUGUUCAUGGCCAUGGAACAUUAUCCCAUGACCACGGAGUUCAACCACGUCCUCUCUGUCGGGAACUUGGUGUUCACGGGCAUCUUCACGGCUGAGAUGUGUUUCAAGCUAAUCGCUCUGGACCCCUACUACUACUUUCAACAGGGAUGGAACAUAUUUGACGGCAUCAUCGUCAGUCUGAGUCUGAUGGAGCUCGGCCUGGCCAAUGUAGAGGGCCUGUCUGUGCUCCGGUCUUUCCGAUUGUUGAGGGUGUUCAAACUGGCCAAGUCUUGGCCCACCCUGAACAUGCUGAUCAAGAUCAUCGGUAACUCAGUGGGAGCGCUGGGUAACUUGACACUGGUCCUAGCCAUCAUCGUGUUCAUCUUCGCCGUGGUGGGCAUGCAGCUGUUCGGCAAGAGCUACAAGGAGUGUGUGUGUAAGAUCGCAGACAACUGCCAGCUGCCCCGCUGGCACAUGCACGACUUCUUCCACUCGUUCCUCAUCGUGUUCCGGGUGCUGUGUGGGGAGUGGAUCGAGACCAUGUGGGACUGUAUGGAGGUGGCUGGCCAGAGCAUGUGUCUCAUCGUCUUCCUGAUGGUCAUGGUUAUAGGGAACCUGGUGGUCCUGAAUCUGUUCCUGGCCCUGCUGCUCAGCUCCUUUAGCGCCGACAACCUGGCGGCCACAGACGACGACAGCGAGAUGAACAACCUGCAGAUCGCUGUGGGCCGCAUCCAGAGGGGCGUGGCCUGGGUCAAGGUGACCAUCCGACAGGUCAUUCAGAGCCUGUUCCUCGGGGGCGGAGCCACCAAAGGGGUCAAGGAGGAGUCACUGGAGGAGGGCAAGCCCCUGGACGAGCUCCACAGCUCCAUCAACGGCAAGGGGGGCAACUGCAUCUCAAAUCACACGUUGGUCGAGAUCAGUAAAGAUCCGAGUGGGGUCUAUCUGAAGGAGGGGAACGGGCGGCCCGGAGGGGGGUUGGGAGUGGGGCUAGGAGAUAGUACGGAGAAUUACCCGAAGGAGGAGUGCAACUACAUGUCGUUCAUCCACAACCCCAGCCUGACGGUGAGUGUGCCCAUCGCGGUGUGCGAGUCAGACUUUGAGACCGCUAUCACGGAGGACUUCAGCAGCGACUCGGCCUCCGAGGAAAUGUCGAUGGGCAGCAAAGAGAAGCUACCUGUAGAGUCCCGGCAACUUACCUCGUCGGAGGGCAGCUCGGUGGAUAUCGGGCCCCCGGGGGAUGGAGCUGAGUCAGUGGAGCUGGAGGACGAGGAGUCAGAGGACCCAGAGAACUGCUUCACUGAUGGCUGUGUGCUCAGGUUCCAGUGUUGCCAGGUCAACGUUGAGCAGGGCAAGUGGAAGAUGUGGUGGACCUUGAGGAAGACGUGUUUCAUCAUCGUGGAACACAACUGGUUCGAGACCUUAAUCAUUUUCAUGAUCCUGCUCAGCAGUGGAGCUCUGGCGUUUGAAGACAUUUACAUAGAGCAGAGGAAGACCAUUAAGGUAGUGCUGGAGUACGCAGACAAAGUCUUCACUUAUAUCUUCAUCCUGGAGAUGCUGCUGAAGUGGGUGGCCUACGGAUUCAAGAAGUACUUCACCAACGCCUGGUGUUGGCUGGACUUCCUCAUUGUUGAUGUGUCUCUGGUGAGCUUGGUAGCCAAUGCGUUAGGCUACUCUGAGCUGAGUGCCAUCAAGUCCCUACGAACACUGCGGGCCUUAAGACCCCUGAGGGCCUUGUCGCGGUUCGAGGGCAUGAGGGUGGUGGUGAACGCCCUCCUGGGUGCCAUUCCGUCCAUCAUGAACGUGCUGCUGGUGUGCCUCAUCUUCUGGCUCAUCUUCAGCAUCAUGGGCGUCAAUCUGUUCGCAGGGAAGUACUAUCACUGCGUCAACACCACCAACGACGAGACCUUUCCCAUCGAGGUGGUCAACAACAAGAGCGACUGUCUGGCCCUGGCCAAUGACAGCGCCCGAUGGAAGAAUGUCAAGAUCAACUUUGAUAAUGUCGGGGCCGGGUACUUGGCCUUGUUGCAAGUGGCAACGUUCAAAGGUUGGAUGGACAUCAUGUACGCAGCUGUGGACUCUCGUAAUGUGGAGCUUCAGCCCCAAUAUGAACAGAACCUCUACAUGUAUCUGUACUUCGUCAUCUUCAUCAUCUUUGGCUCCUUCUUCACUCUCAACCUCUUCAUUGGUGUCAUCAUUGACAACUUCAACCAACAGAAGAAAAAGUUUGGAGGUCAGGACAUCUUCAUGACAGAGGAACAGAAGAAGUACUACAAUGCCAUGAAGAAGCUCGGCUCCAAGAAGCCCCAGAAGCCUAUUCCCAGGCCAACGAAUGCAUUCCAAGGCUGUGUGUUUGACUUCGUAACAAAGCAGGCUUUUGACAUUGUCAUCAUGAUCCUCAUCUGCCUCAACAUGGUCACUAUGAUGGUGGAAGAGGAUGACCAGACACCAGAGAGGGAAAAAAUCCUCCACUGGAUUAACUUUGUCUUUAUAGUGCUCUUCACUGGGGAGUGUACGCUCAAAAUGAUAUCCCUCCGCCAUUACUACUUCACCAUUGGCUGGAACGUGUUUGACUUUGUCGUUGUCAUCCUUUCAAUCGUAGGUAUGUUUUUAUCAGAAUUGAUUGAGAAGUACUUUGUUUCCCCAACGUUAUUCCGAGUCAUCCGACUUGCCAGAAUCGGCCGCAUCCUCCGUCUCAUCAAGGGCGCCAAGGGCAUCCGGACGCUUUUGUUCGCCUUGAUGAUGUCACUUCCUGCCCUGUUUAACAUUGGCCUCCUGCUCUUCCUGGUCAUGUUCAUCUACGCCAUCUUCGGCAUGUCCAACUUCGCCUACGUCAAGCACGAGGCGGGAAUCGACGACAUGUUCAACUUCGAGACGUUCGGCAACAGCAUGCUCUGCCUGUUCCAGAUCACCACGUCGGCGGGCUGGGACGGCCUCCUGGCGCCCAUCCUCAACAAGAAGGAGCCCGACUGUGACAGCCAGAUUGAGCACCCGGGCACCUUGUACCGGGGAAACUGCGGCAACCCGCCAGUGGCCAUGUUCUUCUUCGUCAGCUACAUCAUCAUCUGUUUCCUCAUCGUGGUCAACAUGUACAUCGCCGUCAUCCUGGAGAACUUCAGCGUGGCCACCGAAGAGUCGGCCGAGCCGCUGAGCGAGGACGACUUUGAGAUGUUCUACGAGGUGUGGGAGCGCUUCGACCCGGACGCCACGCAGUUCGUGGAGUACGACAAGCUGUCGGACUUUGCAGACGCUUUGGACCCACCGCUGCGAAUGGCCAAGCCCAACCACAUCCAGCUGAUCAAAAUGGAUCUGCCCAUGGUCAGCGGGGAGCGCAUCCACUGCCUUGACAUCCUGUUUGCCUUCACCAAGCGUGUCCUGGGAGAGGGCGAAGGCUUGGACCUCCUCCGGGGCCAGAUGGAGGAGCGCUUCAUGGCCUCCAACCCCUCCAAAGUCUCCUACGAACCCAUCACCAGUACCUUGCGGCGCAAGCAGGAAGACAUGUCUGCCGUGGUGAUCCAGAGGUCCUUUAGGCGCUACCUGGCCCGACUCGCCCUGAAGAAAGCAGCAGAGCUCUACAAGGAGCAGCCUAAAGGCAGCGUGAUGUGCGAGCUGGAGGACAAGGAGGUGCUGGUGAUAGGGAAGUUUGCUGACAACUCCACCUCCACAGAGAAAAUGGACAUGACGUCCUCCACCGCCUCGCUGCCUUCGUACAACAGUGCCACAAAGUCGGAAAAGGACAAAUAUGAGAAAGAACAGAGGGAGAAAGAGGACAGGGAGAAAGAUCUAAGAGAGCAAAAUAAACAAGUGAACAAGAGGAGAAAUGAUCAGUACUGAGACGUUUGCUUUGAAGGGAAACUUGUUUACAGUUUUGGAUUAUCGAUGUAUGCUAAAUGCUAAAUGCUAAUGUGUUGGUGUAGGGUGUGUGGUGGUGUUGGGUGCUAGGCCAAACUGAUAUGUAGCUAGCUAAGGCUGAGGCCUGAGAGCAGGUUUGGAGCCAUUUAAGGGGACUGUUCCAGGGGGUUACAUAGUAACAAGGCAGGGGAAGAUUAUUGUUAUGUAUCACUGCCAGGAGUAAGUGAAAGACGGCGACUCAAAAAGCCGUUGCGUAACCGCUUGUGAUUUUCUGUUGAGUGUUACUAUCUGACACACCUGUGUAUACUGUGAAGUUUUCUGUAGCGAGUGCUGCUGCUACCAUCAUACAUCCAGUGUCUUGAAUAACGGUCGCCGUGUUACUUAAGGUUCUUGCAUUUUUGUAUAACUUCUUUAUUUUUUUAUGGUAAGGAAUGUUUUAUCGUGUAAUUGUGAGAAUGUGUCCACUGCUUUUCACGGUUUUAAGAACACCAUGUACAGCAAAACUCAGUGACUUAACAAAUCCGUGUUCCCAAUACUAACACCACAUGCGUUUUGUUACUCCCAGAACUCUUUGUGCUCAGGCCGCAGUUUUCGUGUAUCCCUCUGGGAAUAAGCAUAGAUACUGUAUAUGUAACUAACCGGGUCUCCUGCACACCACAAGACUGUGCUAGCCCGCUGAGGUAAGGUCUGAGACUUAGCUCGGGGGAGCUAACCCAGGUGUUCAGGUUACUCACCACGUGAACAUUACAUUAUGCACACGCUUAAUUCCACAACCAAUCAUCGGUGACACUUGGCAAAGAUAUAUCCUGUACCUCUAUAUGAUUUGCUGUUGUUCUCCCCACGCUGUUUCUAUGAACACGCCCAUGGACACAGAGAUCCUGAAUGUAUGUCAACAGAUCCAUUGGGAGGGAUUCAAUGAGAUCUUCUUCAUCUUCGUAGACCUUCAUUGUCACAAAGCAAUGUGUCCAACAGAUGUAUUUUAAUCUCUCUCUCUCUCUGUGUCUCUCUCUCUCUCUGUGUCUCUCUCUGUGUCUCUCUCUCUGUGUCUCUUUCUCUGUGUCUCUCUCUCUGUGUCUCUCUCUCU